GGAGACAUCUCGGCGUGGACCUCCAGCGUCUGUCCAGAGCUCUUGGAUUAGGCUGCAGACUUCCAGCUCACUGUACAGUACGGUCGUUGGUUGGCUGACGACCGUCGGACCGGCUCCCGCGGAGGGGGGGGGGGGGGGACGAUUGUUUGGAUACGGAUUGAGGGACAAAAAAAACAAGGAAGAAAGAGAAAGCACGUCAGAAAAGGACUUACUGAGUGAGGGAUGAAAUAGCCGAGAUAAAGAACGUCUUGGUUCCAGGUGACGGUUGGAUGAAGAGAGGGAGGGAGAGAGGGAGGGGGAGAGGGAGGGGGAGAGCGGUGUGUGUUUUGGGGGUGGACGGACACUAGCAGAGGGGAAGCUGUCGCUUGUUCUCCGUGUGUGCGUCUGUAGCCAAACCAGACCUACCUCCGAGCCUCAAACACACUCCUCCAUCUGCUGCCCGGGAGCCCGCCCGCCUGCUUUCCCUGGACUCAACCCCUCUGACAGAGUGUGUGUGUGUGUGUGUGUGUGUGUGUGUGUGUGAGAGAGAGAGGGAGACACUUUGAAGAGCUGACUCCCUGAGGUCAGGAGGCUGCGACGUUAUCCUUUGUGACAGCGAUGGAGGAGCUCCAGUAGACGGGACGUUCAGACUCCAGAUUCAACAGGGAGUCCGGCUUUUGGACUUUUAUCCACGAGCUUGUGUAGUGUGUGUAGUGUGUGUAGUGUGUGUGCGUGCGUGCGUGUGUGUGUGCGCGCGGCCUAUGUGGGCGUUGAGGGAUGCGGAUCUGAGGAAACCGCGCGCUCCGAUGCCCGCCGCCAUGCACCCGUGCCCCUCGCCGGCCGGGCCCGACUGGAGCUUCCAGAACCCGGUGGGGGUGGACUGCAGCUCCCCUGAGCCCCGCUGCAUCUGGCUGGCGGUGCUCCGCGGCGCCACGGGUUCGGCUCGGCCCGCCGCGCCGCCCGCCGGGCAAGGCCGCGAGUGUCUCCGUCCCGGGGGUAAGGGGCGGAGGGAUGGUCUCUCCUCGGCCGGUGACAACCCCCGGCCGCCGAUGGCGACCCGGCCGGGAAGGGAGGGGGUCGGCGUGGCCUGGAAGGGUCCCCGGACGCUGGUCCUGCAUAAGAACUCCCUGGGUUUUGGCUUCACGCUACGCCACUUCAUUGUUUACCCUCCAGAGUCGGCCCUGCACACCAACCUCAAGGAUGAGGAGAACGGUAACGGAAAGGGGUAUCAGAAAGGUCGGCUGGAGCCCAUGGACACCAUAUUUGUGAAGAGUGUGAGGGAAAAAGGGCCGGCCCAUCAGGCGGGCUUGUGCACAGGGGAUCGGCUGGUGAAAGUGAACGGGGAGAGUGUUCUAGGGAAGACGUACUCGCAGGUGAUCGCCCUCAUUCAGAACAGUGAAAGUGUGUUGGAGCUCUCCAUUAUGCCAAAGGAUGAAGACGUGCUUCAGUUGGUAAGUGCAUACUCCCAGGAUGCCUACCUGACGGGCAACGAACCCUACGCAGGGGGAGCCGAGUACCUCCCACCGCCGCCUCCCCUCUGUUACCCACCCGCCAAGGCCACGACCCCCGCUGGAGCCCCUUCGCCGGGCUCCAUGUGCCAGAACCAGCUGGAUAAUUGGGGUCGCUGGCCGAGCUCUUCCGGCCCCUCUUCGCCCCUGGACAACCGCUCGGCUGUGGGCAGCCCCGCCAGCUGGCAGGAAGGACGCGCAGGAGAGCCGGGCGGCGUGGGUCACAGCAGCCCGGCCCACCGCACAGAGGAGAUCCAGUACGGUAUGACCAGCCAGCAGCCUCAGGGGCAGACCAGGGGGCGCUCCUACUCUUCCUCCUCCUCGUCGGGAGGCCCGCUGUCCAGCCCGCUGCAGGUCCACUACUCAAACCACCACGCCGCCGCCGCCAGCGCCUCUCACGCUCAGCCACGCAAGUCCAGCUCGGCCUGGACCAGUGCCCCCCAGGCGCAGGUCAGCCAUGGCCACACCGAGCGCCGGCAGCAGGCCCUCUCCGAAUGGUACCACAACCAGGGCCCUGAGCGCUCAGGCCGCAGCAUGCAGACCCGCCACCGCAGCUACUCCCAGGACCGGCUCAGCGAUUCGAGGAGGCAGCAGCAGCGGUCCGGUGGCUGGCCGCACAGCGCCUCCCAGGACACGCUGCUGUUACUACAGCAGUCGGGACCGGGGCCCCAGGGAGAGCCCUACUGGUCCUAUGGAGAUCGGGAGGGGGCCGCGGGCAGGGGCCCGACCGCCACUAACUACACCCGGACGCGCUCCGAAAACCUGCUGGCCCAGUACGAUUGGCAUGGCCGCUCGUUGGAGAUGCUGGACCGAGCGGCGGCCGCACUGGUGUCGCCUCAUUUCGAGAGGCCCUCGUGGCCCCAGCAGGCUCCCCAGCCGCCCCCCAGGACUGACGCCCACCCGAGGCAGGGGAAUCAUUACGGCGCGGGGCAAGCGCCUCCGAUGCCCCGGCACGCGCAGUCACAUUCCAAACACCACCCUCAGACUCAAACCCCGGCCCACCACCAGCCUCAGGCCCAGCAGGUGGCCCCGCAGAGCAGGCGGCUCCCGUCCGGGCAGAGCAUGGACGACCAGCCGGUGGGCUACCGCAGCUACAGCCCCUCUUUUUACCGCAAGACGGGUCGCAUCAUGCAGCAAGCGCACUCUUUCAGGGACCCGUCGUACUCCGGCCCUCACAUGAACUGGAACCCGACGCCCAAAACGAGCCCCCCGGAAGGCUCGCCGGCGCCGCUCGCCGCGUCCCCGCUCGCCUCUUCCAGCCCCGAAUCCCAGGACAAAGCGUACAGGCCGACCAACCACGAGAGGGAACGGGGGCCGGUGGAGGCGCAGGCGGAGGCGGUGGCACAGACCCAGGAAGUGGUGCUGAGGCAGAAACCCCCCACCGGGCGAAGGAACGCCCACGGCAUGCGUCACCCCCACUACGCGCUGCCCAUGGACGGGCUAGAACCCUCUUUGUUUUCCCCCGAUCCCCAGGACGCGGCUACCGCCCCGGGGUCCCGGGGAGAUGUCCAUGCCCCACGGAAACCCAACGGCAACCUCGCCCCCCUCCCCAUGGAGGACGACUCCCUGGCCUCGAUCCCCUUCAUAGAUGAGCCGACCAGCCCAGGUGCUGAUUUGCGCGCCCGCCAUGUGCCGGCGUCCUCCGUGGUAUCCAGCGGCAUGAACUCGGCGCCCGCCGUGGUCACCAGCCCCGCCUCCCCCACCUUCACCUUCCCCCCCACUAGACUCUUCUCGCAGGAUUGCAGCAGUAUUAAAUCCGGUCGCCGUUCCUCCUAUCUUCUAGCCAUCCCCACGGAGCGCUCCAAGUCAUGUGACGAAGGACUCAACACGUUCAGGGAGGAAGGGCGAGUCUUCUCGAGGCUACCAAAGAGAGUGAAGAGUUUCUUCACAGACGGGUCUCUGGAAAACCUUGGUACAGCGGAGGAGGUUAGAUCCAAACGCCACUCCACCUCCGAGCUGGGAAACAUAACGUACAGCGAUGUGCUGCGAGAAGGAUGGCUGCACUUCAAGCAAAUCCUCACGGAGAAGGGCAAGAAAGUGGGCAGCGGAAUGCGUCCGUGGAAGCGAGUCUUCUCUGUGCUUCGCUCCCAUUCGCUGUUCCUCUACAAGGACAAGAGGGAGGCGGUGCUCCGCGGGGCCACGAUCGGGAGCGCCGCCGAGGACGAGCAGCCCAUCAGCAUCCGCGGCUGCCUGGUGGACAUAGCGUACAGUGAGACCAAGCGGAAGCACGCCCUGCGCCUCACCACCCAGGACUUCUGCGAGUACCUGCUCCAGGCCGAGGAUCGGGAGGACAUGCUGGACUGGAUAAAGGUCAUAAGGGAGAACAGCAAGAGUGACAGCGAGGAGCUGGGUUUAUCCAGACAGGCCCUGAUCAAUAAGAGGCUGAAUGAUUACAGGAAGCAGAGUCCGACGGGCGGCAAGCCCGACUCCUCUCCCAGGAUGUCCCGCAUGAAGCCUCCCUUCCUGCUGGCCAAGGCGGAAAACGCUGCGGGGGCUCCGCGGUCCCCCAAAUCAGAGGGCAAAGAUGAGAGCGGUCCCCCGAAGUCCCCGUGGGGAAUCAACAUCAUGAAGAAGGCAAAGAAGGCCGGGCCCAAAGCUUUCGGCGUGAGGCUGGAGGACUGCCAGCCGGGCGUGAUAAACAAGUUCAUCCCGUUGAUCGUGGAGAUCUGCUGCGGCCUGGUGGAGGAAAUGGGUCUGGAGUACACGGGAAUAUACCGGGUGCCGGGGAACAACGCCAUGGUGUCGGCGCUCCAGGAUCAGCUCAACAAGGGAUGCGACAUCAACCCCACAGAGGAAAAGUGGCAGGACCUCAACGUGGUCAGCAGCUUACUCAAAUCCUUCUUCAGGAAACUUCCAGAGCCGCUCUUCACAAACGAUAAAUACAACGACUUCAUCGAUGCCAACCGGAUGGAUAGCACAUCAGACAGACUGAAGACCAUGAAGAAACUGAUCCGAGACCUCCCAGAUUAUUAUUUCCACACUCUGAAGUUCCUGGUUGUUCACCUGAAGACCGUCGCCGACAGCUCGGACAAAAACAAGAUGGAGCCCCGUAACCUGGCUCUAGUGUUCGGGCCGACUCUGGUUCGGACAUCUGAAGACAACAUGAAAGACAUGGUCACGCACAUGCCCGACCGCUACAAGAUCAUUGAGACGCUCAUCCAACAUUGCAACUGGUUUUUCACUGAAGAGCAAGACAAGGAUGAGAAGACGCCGGUGGACACGCAGGACGUGCAGCCCGCCCCCAACAUCGACCACCUGCUGCCCAACAUCGGGCGGACCGGGGAGGCCUCAGACUCAACCAACAGUGACUCCGCUAAAUCAAAGGGCUCCUGGGGGUCAAAGAAAGACCUUUCACCCAAAGACUUCUUGACUCUGUCCAUCAUGUCGGCCGUUACGGGCCGCCAACGCAGGAAGCAACACAACGCCCGCCGCUUUGGCAGCAGCACCGAUGACGACUCCGAGCACGAGCCAAUCAAAGCCGGACAUGUAGGGGCGGAGGAGGAGGAGGCGGAGGAGGAGGCGGGGCUCCCUUUGGGAGACACUGCCCCUCGAGCGGAGGGUGAGGAGGACGAGGACGACGAAGAAGAAGAGGAAGAUGAGGAAGUUGUUGACAGCGGAGCGAAAGAGGAGGUAGAAGAGGAGAUGCAGGCGGGUAUUCCCAGCAGGCCGUGCUGUAAAGACGAGGAGGCGGGAGGAGGAAGGCCGCCAGCCGCGUUGUCGCGCGAGGAGGAGGCGCGGGUGGAGGUGAAGGCGCCGCCGUGGAAAGCCCCGGACGACGCUCGCUCCAUCGUCUCCGGCUACUCCACGCUCUCCACGUUAGGCCGCAGCCUGGGGUCGGAGGGCAGGGGGGGCGACGCCGACGACGAGCACAGCGAGCUGGUGAGCGAGACGGACAACGAGAGCGGCUUCGCCUCGCGCUCCCUCACCCAGGAGAGGCCCGACAAGCACUCGGCGCCGCCCGCCGGCGCUCAGGCCGCCCCGCGCAGCUUCCUCUACACGCACUACAAAUCCCCCGUCCUCUCCUCCGCCAACCAGGUCGCAGCGCCGCCCGCGCCGCCGGCGCCGGAUGCGGCGGGUCGGGGCGAGGGAGGGGCGCGGUCGGUCACUCCCACGUCGUCGUCGUCGUCCUCCGCCACAGCCCACAGACUGCACUCCAGACCUUCCUUCAACUCCCACAAGCUGAUCCAGUGCGACACUCUGGCCCGGAAGAAGCUGAAGUCGGAGAAGGGCAAGGCCCGCUCGCCGGACCUGCCGGAGCUGCCCGGCAGCGCCCACAGAGGGAAGAGGGAGAGCUCCAGAACCAACCCCUCCCCGGGCAGCAGCCAGGAGAGCCUGGCCCGGCCCAAGCUGCCGCCCAGCGAGGCCGCCUCCUUCACCCCGACCGGCCCCGGCGGGCGGUCCCUGGCGGAGCAGGUCCGCGCCCGCCUCAUGGGCUCGGCCGACGACCUGCGCAUCGUGGGGCUGCGGAAGCCCCUGUCGCCGGAGACGCGCAGGAAGAGACGCGCCUGGCGCCGACACACCGUGGUGGCCUCCCCGACGGAGAUCUCCGACAAGAGGCCCCAGCUGACUGUCGGGGGCGACUUCCGCCUCUCUCCCAUCUCUCAGAGCCAGGGGAAGACGGCGGGGCCGCCUCGGGAGGCCGACGGGCUCGACCAAGGCCCGGCGACGCGUCACGCGGCCACCUCUAGGUUCCACCAGUAUCUGUGAGCGCGGCCGGUCGGCUCCUCCGGGAGACCGGGCUUCUGUGCUGGGGGGGGGGGGAGCCGGCAGCAGCGUGAAACAGAGUCAGAGGUCAGAGGGCGCCGGGCAGCACAGUGUUCCCCUGAUCGGGACCUUGAAAGCAGCCCAGCCUUCUUUAGUUUUUGAUAAGCUCCACUUGAAUGGCCAAGGGGCCUCCCUGUGUUGCCAAAGCUUUUUAAAAAAAUGUUUUUAUUUAAUUUCCAAAAUGUGUGCUUUUAUCAAAGUGACACGGAAACAGGACAGCCAGGCAUUCUCACUUGAGCCGCAACGGGGCGUCCUUUUCCCAUCUCCUCUGCCUUGCUGCUCAGGAACAGCGUAAAUGAAAUGAAAGGGUCGCGUCCCGAAAUGCAACGUCCCUCCGCUCCUCCAGAGGAGGGGGGGCUCCGUGUCACAGUGGCUUUUUUAACGGUAACUUUGGCAGCGUUUCUCUGAGCCAGAAGAGACAGACAAAGCCCCCCUCUCACACACACACACACACACACGUAAUUACACAACGUUAUUGGUGAACAGAUUUUUCAUAUCGGCCGUUGUAACGCGUUGCGCCUCAGACCACAGACACUGUAAUCGCUCGUUAGGACUCCAGACUACAGGCUUCCAACACCCGUCUCCCGCUACUUGUUAAUAAUGUGUGUGUGUGUGUGUGUGUGUGUGUGUGUGUGUGUGUGUGUGUUCGCGCGACGAUAAUUGGAUCUGGUGUCUGAGCGUGCAGGUAGUUGUGUUGAACAUUUUUGUAGCUUUUUUACAAAGCCUUGUUAAGUUAACCGUGUAAAUAUAAAUAUUAUGUUAUCAUAUUUGUUUUUACUUUUUUUAGUUCCUUUUUUAUGGUUUACACAGGUGUGUACAAGUGCACAAGUCAUUUUCUUUCAAGGUGUUACUUGAAGUAUGUCCCUUAAUAUAUAUAUUUUUUGUUUUAUAUUCAAUAUAUAUAUUUUGUAUUAAAGUCAAAAGAAAAGUACUUUUAUUGUUAUUACAUCUGGGCGUACCUGUUCACAGGAGACGAGAUAAACAUAAUUAAACCUGCUCCUUUUUCUCCUCAAAGGUGGCCUUCCUCUCUGAAUCCUCAGCACUGUGCCGAAAACCUCUAUCUCAUGAGGUUUAGUCUUAUAAAUAAGUAUCUCUGGUAAUUGUACUCCCAGCAAUGUUGCAUCAACAUGUACACAAAGCGAAUCAAACAACUACAUGUAGCAAGAGAAUACAUCUGGGGAUUAUGACACCAUGUCGGGCCGUUUGCAGGCGGCUCGGCGCCGCGCUGCGAUGGCCGAGCUGCGUCUUACGUUUUGUUAUUACUGAGCGGCACCGUGGGCUCACAUUUACCGAGCUCAGGUGGACGCGUGUUCCCUGUGAAACAGAAGCCUGGCGUUGUUUAACGGACUGUUAAGAAACGUUGUGUAGCGCGUACAAACGGAGACAUUUUAACCUCGGCUGGUGGUGAGCUUUGUGUUUUCAUCGCAUCCCCCUGCGAGGGUUCAUGUGUGUGCAUGUUUAUUACCUGGGGGGGGGGGGGGGGGGGUCUCACGAGGAGGAGCCUUCCGUGAGGUCAGGCUCCAAUGAAUCCUACCCAACUGAGGAAAUGUUACAUGAGAGGAAAACAAUCAUCUCUUGUCUAGAUUUGACAUCACAAGAUCACACAGACAGGAGGUGUGACAUCCUCAGUCAUGAGACCUGCUUUCAUCUGACCAAAUAAACCCUUAUAAAUAAAAAUAAUAAUAAUAACAGUAAGUUAUAGUCUUGUUUUACCUCAAGAUUUCUUUCUACAAGUGCCUGAUUUCUGGAAUGUGUUUUUGUUCUGCGGUGCCAUUGUCGGAACUUAUCCUUCCGUUUCCUUUAGUUGAUUUCUGGGUCUCCGCCCUUCUCUCCUGUGGUUGAUGGUUAUAACUGAGGCAAUGACCCAAAGACAUGUACAUUUUAAUACAAGCAGUCUAAAUAAAGAUUUUUUUUUUUUUUUGAAGAGCACACUUUAAGCCAAGGACAUGUCUAUGCACUCUCUUAGCCUUUAACUUUGAGGUUAUAAGAGGUGUAGUACUCGGUCAGCUGCUUUUCUUAACAUCUGUCUGUGCCCAGUGAUCCGCAGUGUGUGAAUAUGGUACAUCUAACGAGCUCCGCAUUAGGUCACGUCAGACACGUCACAUCACGGAUGAACUAACAGCCAAUGACGUCAUCAAAAAAGAAAAACUCAACUCAAGUUGGCGUGUUGUCUGAAAUUUGAUUCGCACCCUGUUUCAUUGUUGUAUUUUAAAGUCUUGUUGUACAUACUUUCAUGAUAUGUAGCAUAUUGUAUUGUGUACAUUUGGAAUUGCUUUUUUGGAGUAUAACUAAUAUGAAAUUACUUGACAUUAAGGUUGUCCACCUGAGACCAUUUCCCUCAUGGAUGUGUGCUUUAAAGCAAGGUUAUAUGAUGUAAAUAAACAGAACUACGUUUAAAACUAA
This is a messenger RNA of Pungitius pungitius (ninespine stickleback), 8654 nucleotides long. It is a transcript of the gene arhgap23a, whose product is annotated as Rho GTPase activating protein 23a. Gene Ontology annotation, molecular function: protein binding. Bases 741 to 6194 code for a protein of 1817 amino acids. Gene Ontology annotation, biological process: signal transduction. The record is from RefSeq and is a predicted model, not a curated record. NCBI's taxonomy places the organism in Eukaryota, Metazoa, Chordata, Actinopteri, Perciformes, Gasterosteidae. The transcript has 24 exons.